GGUUUGAAAUAAGUAGAUUAUUAAACUAUCAAGUGGAGCUGUCAGUCAAACAUAAUCGACCAGUUUGCAAAAACUGGGGCGUUUGGCUUCAUUGCAGUAGUUGACUUCGUGAAAAUGGGAAAUACAAAUUCCGUUAUACAAAGUAUCACUCCAUAUGAGAUACGGAUAUGUGUUCUUAUGUUUUUGUUAAUGGUUCCAGAUGUCUUUGUUGGGUUAAGUGUUCUUAACACGCAGUAUACACCACCGUUCCGCUGCGAUGUUACGCUGAAAAAUGGAUCGAAAACGAUAUCGAGGUCUUUAUUAGAGUCGGAAAUCGAGUCAAAGUUGGCAAAUUCUACUACCCCGAUCAAGCAAAGGAAUAUUAUAGAACAAUAUGAAAAUUCGUGCGAAAAAUACAACUUAACUUUAGAUGUAGAAUCGAUUUUUAACGCAUCACAAACCGAACUUUCCACUCUUCGAAAUACAACAUCUUUAGUUCCGUGCAAAAACUUCAUCUUUCAAACUGGAUACGUUACUGCUGUUACAGAGUUUGAUUUGGUAUGUAACAAUGCUUGGAAAGAAGCCUUUGUGACGUCACUUUUCAUGCUUGGUGGUUUGAUUGGCUCAGCGUUUGGAGGAACGUGUUCAGACAGGUUUGGCCGACGAACUGUCGUCUUAGUUUCCGUAUUUGUGGAAUAUGCCUCCGCCUUUGUUCUUAGUUUUACAACCACAUACACCAGCUAUUGCAUCGUUAUGUUUAUCUUUGGGAUGGGAAACUCAAUCGUAUACGCGUCUUCGGCUGUAUUGGCGUCUGAAUUGGUGCAUCCGAACCGCCGAAGCUUUGUUUACUCGGCCAAUGUUUUAGGUUAUUCAGUGGGGUACAUGCUGCUUGGUCUGGCAUGUUAUAUCUUUACAGACUGGCGAUGGUACUUGCGGUUUGCGAGUUUUGUUGGCGCUUUAUACUUACCUUACUACUGGGUUUUAGACGAAUCACCGCUGUGGCUUUAUGCCAACAAUAGGAAAAUUAAAGCCGAAAAGUUGCUGAAUAAAAUGGCGCGAAUCAACGAAUCGAAAAAUUGUCACAUAUCUAUGGUGGAGCAUGAAAAGGAAGUGACGUCAUGGGCCACGUGGGUCGAGUUCUGUAAGCAGCCUUUGCUAAUCACCAGACUCUUUAUAAUAAUAUUAGGAUGGAUGGUCACGGCACUUGGCUACUACGCGAUUGCACUGAAUUCGAACAAUUUAGCUGGAAAUCGAUUUCUAAACAUUUUCUUCGGUGGUUUAAUGGAGCUUCUCGCCAUGAUUAUUUUUUACGGCGCUGUGCAGUUUUGGGGAAGGAAAAACUCUUACGUUUUGCUCACCCUUGUUGCAGCAGUUGCAUUAGUUGCGAUACCUUUUCUCAAGUUAUGGAACGAAACAUCUGUUGUUGCGGUUACAAUGAUUGCCAAGUUUUCCGUUACAGUCACCUACAGUAUACUGUACGUUUACACAGGAGAGCUAUUUCCCACUAAUAUACGACACGGGGUGUUUGGCAUCAGCGGUGCUUUGGCAAGGAUUGGUAGCAUAUUAGCUCCGUAUGCUAUAUACUCAGACGUACAUGGAAACAGUAUUGUGACGUCAUUAUUAAUGGGAGGCCUAGUCUUUGUUUCUGCACUUCUUGUUUUCCUGCUUCCGAGGACUAAAGAUAUUGUUUUGCCUGGAACUGUAAAAGAAGCUUUGAAACUAAACGGGAGAUUGUGCUGUAUAGAAAUUAAGCCACAGCACAGCCCAAUGGAAAACUCGAAAGAAGAAAGUUUAUCUUUGUAUGAUACAGUGAUAUAACAAGACGACUAUUGAUUGGAAACAUUUAAAAAACAUCACCAAUUAUUAAUCCGAGGCUCGGUAAAAAAUACAGUAUAUAGAAAUACUCAUUUGGUGGCACAA
This is a messenger RNA of Ciona intestinalis (vase tunicate), 1899 nucleotides long. The record is from RefSeq and is a predicted model, not a curated record. NCBI's taxonomy places the organism in Eukaryota, Metazoa, Chordata, Ascidiacea, Phlebobranchia, Cionidae.